Molecule: messenger RNA, 1514 nt
Organism: Harmonia axyridis
Lineage: Eukaryota; Metazoa; Arthropoda; Insecta; Coleoptera; Coccinellidae
Product: spliceosome-associated protein CWC27 homolog
Exons: 7
Coding region: 114-1478 (454 amino acids)
Biological process (GO): protein peptidyl-prolyl isomerization; protein folding
Cellular component (GO): catalytic step 2 spliceosome
Molecular function (GO): peptidyl-prolyl cis-trans isomerase activity
Source: RefSeq, a predicted model, not a curated record
UGUAGUUCUGACAGUUCACCCUAGAAGAGGUUAUUUUUUACUAACAAAACAACAAGAAACGAAAAAGGCGAAAAAUUAAAUAGCUGACAAAACAAUUAAAAUACGGAUUGAAUAUGAGUAACAUAUACGUACUAGAACCACCUACCUCUGGAAAAAUAUUAAUGAAAACAACUGUUGGUGACAUUGAUAUUGAGUUAUGGGCUAAAGAAACUCCAAAAACAUGCAGAAACUUUAUACAGUUAUGUUUAGAAGGUUAUUACAACAAUUUAAUUUUCCAUCGAGUAAUUCCUGAUUUCAUUGCACAAGGAGGUGAUCCUAAUGGCGAUGGCACAGGUGGAGAAUCAAUAUAUGGGGAACCAUUCAAGGAUGAGUUUCAUCAAAGACUUAAAUUCACACGAAGGGGAUUACUAGCUAUGGCAAAUGCAGGUAAAGAUGAUAAUGGUUCUCAAUUUUUCUUCACUUUGGGUGCAACACCUGAGUUACAAAACAAACAUACUAUAUUCGGUAAAGUAACAGGAGAUACAAUAUUCAACAUGUUAAAGUUACAAGAUGGGCUUAUAGAAGAUGAAAAACCAGUAUAUCCUCAUAAAAUAUUGAAAACAACAGUUCUGAACAAUCCUUUCACUGAUAUAGAACCCAGAGUGAAAAAAGUAAUUGAAAAAAAGCAAACAAAGAAAGAAAAAAAAGUUGGGGUAAAAAACUUCAAGCUAUUAUCUUUUGGUGAUGAAGCUGAGGAAGAUGAAGAAGAAUCAAAAAGAGAAAAUGAAAAACUUGUUGCAAAAGGAAAAUCGAGUCAUGAUGUAUUAGACGAUCCAAAAUUGAGUUCUGAAACAGACAUUAUACAAAAUAAAACUGAAGAUGAUGAGUCUGAUCAUGAGCAACAAUUAGAAAAUAUUAAAAAAAAAUUGAAAGGUUCAGCCAAAAAACCAAUUCCAGCUAAAGCUUCCACAGUAGAUGAUGAAGAUGAAUGGGCCUAUGGUGAAGAUAUUCAAGAAACUAAAAAAAGAAAAGUUGAAGAAUUGAGAAAAGAAAUAGAAAAUGUGAAGAAAGAAUAUCAAACAAAUAAAUUGAAGGCUCAAAAUGAAUCAAAAGAAAAAUUAAAUAAAGAAAAAGAAAAGGAAGGUACUAUGAAGGAUUAUAAUAAUGAAUAUGACAAGUAUAAAGACAAAAAAAAGAGCAUUAUGAAAAAAGGAGCAGAACGAGAACAAUUCACACUCAAUUUAUUAGAGAAAUUCAAAAAGAAACUACGUGAUGCCAAAGAACAAGAGGAGGAGUUGGAAAAGGAAAAGGAAGCUAGCAAAGAGAAAACCAGUGAAGAUAAACAAUGGAUGACGCAUGAAUUUCAUUAUGAAGAUGAUACUCCGGUAUUGGCAAAAGAUGCAAAUACUAAGGAUGAUGAUUGGUUCGAAAUUUAUGAUCCCAGGAAUCCUUUGAACAAAAGAAGAAGGGGGGAAACUUCAACAAAAAGCAAAAAAUAAUUGUAAAUCUAAAUAAGUAUAAAGAUAUUUAAUUUU